GUUUCGUACGCACUCUCCCGCCACUCAGGGUGACUGUCACCGGUUGUAUCUUCCCGCGUUUGGCUGCUCGCAGGUGAUCAAGAUGGAGUUCACUGGAGGAAGGCAGAGGAGGCUGAGGUUGGCAGGUGACCAGAAGAAUGCUUCCUAUCCUCAUUGCCUUCAAUUUUACUUGCAGCCACCUUCUGAAAAUGUAUCUUUGAUAGAAUUUGAAAACUUGGCUAUUGAUAGACUUAAAUUGCUAAAAUCAGUUGAAAACCUUGGUGUGAGCUAUGUGAAAGGAACUGAGGAAUACCAGAAUAAGUUGGAGGCUGAGCUUCGAAAGCUCAAGUUCUGCUACAGAGAAAACUUAGAAGAUGAGUAUGAACCACGAAGAAAAGAUCAUAUUUCUCAUUUUAUUUUGCGCCUUGCUUAUUGCCAGUCUGAAGAUCUUAGACGCUGGUUCAUUCAGCAAGAAAUGGAUCUCCUUCGUUUUCGAUUCAGUAUUUUACCCAAGGACAAAAUUCAAGAUUUCUUAAAGGAUAGCCAUUUGCAGUUUGAGGCUAUAAGUGAUGAAGAAAAGACUCUCCGAGAAAGGGAAAUUGUUGCCUCAUCACCAAGUUUAACUGGGGUUCAGUUAGAGUCAGUUUAUAAGAUACCUUUUGCUGAUGCUCUGGAUUUGUUUCGAGGAAGGAAAGUCUAUUUGGAAAAUGGCUUUGCUUAUGUACCACUUAAGGACAUUGUGGCGAUCAUCCUGAAUGAAUUUAGAGCCAAACUGUCCAAGGCUUUGGCAGUAAGUAUUUUACUUUUUUCCCUAAUUGACAUGUUUACACAUUCAAUUAUAUACCCUUGCCAGUUUUGUUCUCUGCUUCUUUAG
Molecule: messenger RNA, 853 nt
Organism: Carlito syrichta (Philippine tarsier)
Lineage: Eukaryota; Metazoa; Chordata; Mammalia; Primates; Tarsiidae
Gene: PRIM2
Product: primase (DNA) subunit 2
Exons: 7
Coding region: 83-853 (256 amino acids)
Biological process (GO): DNA replication, synthesis of primer
Cellular component (GO): alpha DNA polymerase:primase complex
Source: RefSeq, a predicted model, not a curated record